Candidozyma auris is the source of this 462-nucleotide messenger RNA. RefSeq lists its product as uncharacterized. Bases 1 to 462 code for a protein of 153 amino acids. NCBI's taxonomy places the organism in Eukaryota, Fungi, Ascomycota, Pichiomycetes, Serinales, Metschnikowiaceae. Gene Ontology annotation, cellular component: intracellular membrane-bounded organelle; AP-1 adaptor complex. Gene Ontology annotation, biological process: protein transport; vesicle-mediated transport. Gene Ontology annotation, molecular function: clathrin-cargo adaptor activity. The record is from RefSeq and is a predicted model, not a curated record. The transcript has a single exon.
AUGGCCAUUCAUUUCACUCUAUUACUAUCUAGACAAGGAAAAGUCAGAUUGUCCAAAUGGUAUCAAGCAAGUUCGCAGAAGGAACGCGCCAUAAUCACCAGAGAGUUGACCACCCUUAUAUUGUCGAGACGAGCCAAGAUGUGCAACAUUCUCGAAUAUAAGGAUAUGAAAAUUAUAUAUCGUCGUUAUGCGUCUUUGUUUUUCAUCAUGGGCAUCGAUUCGCUGGACAACGGUUUGUUGGCAUUAGAGAUAAUACAUAGGUAUGUGGAGCAGAUGGAUAAGCUCUAUGGCAAUGUUUGCGAGCUAGAUAUCAUCUUUGGCUUUUCGAAAGCCUAUCAUAUACUCGAUGAGCUUAUACUUGACGGCCAUGUUGCGGAGUCUUCCAAGAAAGAGGUAGUCAAGAAAGUUACGCAGCAAGAUGAAUUAGAGCACAUGGACGAAUUCGAGAAUAUCUUGGUUUAG